CCAAUGGAACAUUGGAUAACAUUUUGUACACCGCCUCGCCCUUUGCCCUUCGCAUUUAAAGAUGGCGGCCUCCAUGAGCAACUAGCAUGACUAACUGCGCCGCGUUUUACGCACGGACAAAUGUCUCUUUUAAAACGUUCACGCAUGAAAAUGAAAUUUAAAACUUGAAAGAUCUAACAUAUUGUCCAAAAUGGCGCAUAGUUAUUCAUCUAAAGAGCGUACCAGCGAUGUUUUAAACGAAGAAAAUGUAAACAUUGAUUUCGCAUCGUUGCUCCUGUCAUGUGACGUGUUGAGCGGUUUGUCGCGGGCGGGAUUUGAGCGGCCGUCUCCGAUACAGUUGAAAGCAAUACCACUGGGGCGAUGUGGGCUAGAUAUGAUCGUCCAAGCCAAGUCCGGGACAGGGAAGACCUGCGUCUUCAGUGUCAUCAUCCUGGAAAGUCUGGAUCUUCAGUGCUCCGGCGUACAAGCUCUCGUCCUGACGCCGACUCGGGAGAUUGCCACACAGGUGCAAGGAGUAAUCCAGUCCAUAGGAAUUGCCAUGCAGGGCUUGCGAUGCCACACGUUCAUCGGCGGGACGCUGUUUGGGCCUGACCGUCAGAAGCUGAAGAAAUGCCACGUGGCAGUAGGAACCCCAGGUCGUGUGAAGCAGCUGAUUGAGUAUGACGUCAUGCACACGGACAGCAUCCGGCUAUUCAUCCUGGAUGAGGCAGACAAGCUUCUGGAGGAGAAAUUCCAAGAUCAGAUUAAUUGGAUAUACAACCGGUUGCCUGUCAACAAGCAGAUGCUUGCCCUGUCCGCUACCUACCCAGAGGCACUGGCGAAGGGACUGACCUCCUACAUGAGAGAUCCAACGUUCGUCAGACUAAACCCUCGGAGAGUGGCACUAAAAGGAAUCAAGCAGUUCUACAAGGUUGUCCCCAGUCAUGGGUUAUAUCACAAGGCCUUUGAGGUCAAAGUGGAACACCUGCUGCAGCUGUUGAGGCAGGUGUCAUUCAGCCAGUGUCUAGUCUUCUCCAAUCUCUCCAGCAGAGCUCAGAAUCUGUCGGAUAUCUUGUGUGAGCGUGGCUGGCCAAGUACAUGCAUUUCAGGCAGUCAGGAUCAGUCGCAACGACACAGCGCCAUGUCCAUGCUGAAGACCUUCAAGUGCCGCGUGCUGAUAUCGACUGACCUGACUGCCCGGGGCAUAGAUGCUGAGAACGUAAACCUCAUCAUCAACCUAGACGUUCCCUCCGACGGCAAGACUUACAUGCAUCGCAUAGGGAGGGCGGGUCGGUUUGGCAGUAAGGGUGUAGCGGUGACAUUUGCUAGCGAGGGCAAUGAGGAAGCCUUGCUGAGAAACAUCCAAAGGCAGAGUCAUGUUAGCCUUCAACAUCUGCCAGAUCCAGUUCCAUCAGAUUUGGUGAAUUUGGUCAACGUCGACCUUAACUGUUCAGACAGUGAAGAGGAAUCUUCUUCGUUGCUUGAUUACGAUGAUAGUGCCCAAGAUAAUCCAGAUGAUGAUCCAGAGGUUUACACUCAGGCAUUGAGAGAACAGCGUGAAUCGAGCAUCCGAGAAAACAUAGAGGUGGUUGAGGAGCAAUCUUCUUGUAAAACUAUUGUGGACAUACUUCAAAGGACCACAAGGCUGAGGUCAAAUCAUGUGUCGCAGGUCAACGCACGAGGGGAUUCCAUCUCACAUGUCCUCCACCCAACAGUCUGGGAUAAAUCUUGCCAAGUUGAUACCCUGAGCCUGCCUUUCAAGAUGCAUAAACCUACUGACUUCAAGAUUCCCUCUCUCGCAGAGAAGUUUAAUGCAAGGAGGGGAGAGGAGAUGUGGACAUGGGAGAAGGCUGCAAAGGAUUUUGAGAAUUUCAUGAAUGGGUCAUCAGAACCUGUUGAUGUGCAACCGGAAGACUUCAGAGAUGCAGGCAAAGAUGAAAAUGGAGCACCGCAGACUUCUGAGGAAACAUUUUGUUUUGCUGAAAAUGAUGCUGCAAUUUAUAAGCUUGAAGAUAGACAAAGAACUGCUCCAGCUGAUGAAGAUACAGGUUCUGUGGCUCCAGAACAACCUGUAAAUUGCAUUGACGGAGAAAACCUGGACGAGCCUGACCAAAUCGAAACCGAUAGCUUACCGAGACCUGAACCAGAGAAUCCCAUUAGUGGUAUCUCUGACACUGGCAGAAACACAACAGAUAACAGUAAUGACUUAAGUUGCAAGGAGGAAGUCAAGGAGGUGACUGCUUCUUCAGAUUUCAACCUCACCCCGGAAAGAGUGACGAUAAAAACGUCUCCGGUUGCACUCUCUCAUGAGGAUCAAAGCAGAGAGGUAACUAGCAAGGGAAAAAUCAGCACAACAGACUCUAAUGACACAGACAAACGAGAACGGGGAUCCAAUUUGAAACUCAACACGGAAUACGAGGUAGCGUUUUCGUGGAGACCAUCUCAGAAUUUCUUCAAUGAGCUCUUGACUGACGACAUGACAAGAUUAGAGAUUCCGGAAAACAGGAGCAAUGAUGAUGAUGACACUGUCCUUGAAAGUGUGAACCCUGAUGCUGACACCUGUGCCACAGGGGUUAGAUCAAGUGAUUCUCUGAAUGAUGUCAGGGGUGAUAAUGCCAUAAAGGAUAUUGCGAGGAGCAAGGAAUUAAGAAAAUCCUCGCCUGCAAGGUCUAAGAAAGUCCCACAAGAUGAAAAGAGACUGUCAAAAGCCACAAAGGCUAUAACAGAAUCUAAGCAAUGUGGUGGAGCAACAUCUUCAUCAGAGCAACAAGAGUAUCACCAAAGUGGAAAUGAUAAGCCUUCAGCAGCUCUGCAAAUGCACAAUUCUGGGCGGAGAAAUGCCAGAAAAGCUGCCCAUGACUUGCGAGCUCUAGAACCUCGCAAUAGCUCGACUGGACUGCUACGGACAAAUGCUUUGGUCUCCAACAGACAACCGCAGAAGGAGGCAAGUCGACCAGGUGAGGAUCCCAUUUGGCUGUCUUACACAAAUUACUUGAAAACUGAAGAUGCACAAGGCGAUGAUGACACAGAUAGCUGUGACGAGUCGGAUGAUUCCGAUACAGGUAGCACCAGGACAUCAGAUGAUCAAGAAAGUUCAGAUGAUUGUAUAGGCGAUUCUGUGCCUGGUGCAAACCAGAACUCUGAGGAAUGGAACCCUGAUCCUGAAACCACUGCUCAACAUUACGGCUGGGUACACUCACCAUAUGAUCCUUUUGCAUACGGUAGUUGGUAUGGGGUACCAGACUAUAUUCCAACUACCACCACGAUCUCACCUAAUCCAUUAAAUCAAGAUUAUCCUUCACAAUUUGGAUUAAGUGAUUAUCACAAAUCUGCAUACAGUGGACAGUACACAUACUGGCCUUAUGCUUACUUUUAAAUCUUAAGACCACACUGAUUUACCUGCCUGCAUACACUUGCAUCUACCAAACCAUUUACAAUAUAGAUCAAGCUGGUUUUGUUUUUAUUGUUACGGACCUGUAUUGUAUAAUGCUUUCUUUGCCCACAAUUCGGCUUUUUUUGCUAACCACGGGUUAGAAAACUGUGCACGGUCAACAAUGCAAGAACAAAGAAUAGUUAGUUAAUGUUUCAAAACAUAUCAUUGGAUCGUUGAAAAUACAAAAUAACCAACACACGCUACCAAAGAUUUAAUAAAAAAGCCCCUUUCUUACAUUAUCAGGGUGUUGAUAUGCCAUUUUUUGGCAAAAUCUGUUGCAAACCACAGCAUAAAAUGUAUGCCCUUGUAGCAGCCCAUACAAAAUAGCGCUCACUGUUUGCAACAAAAGAAAGGUCAAUAGCAAUGAUGCAUUUAGAACCUUGAGCAAAGUUGUUUUGUUAUUAUCAAACUUUAACAGCCCAAGAUCGAGUAAAAAAUGAGGAAUAUAAAUUGUAAAAGCUCACUGUAUAUUGAAGUUUUUCAAAUUCAGUUCUGGUAUCGGGGAGUAUGAUUUAUUUUUGACUGGCUGUUUCAAACAUAUUUGAAGCUUCAAUCAAGAUUUGAAAUUGAAUGAAACAUUAUGUCCAGUCAAAUGGUCUUUGCUUAGUUCUGGUGGGCUGUUGUUCUAAAUAUUUUUUUUAAUUUUUAUCUGAAAAAAACCCCAAAAUACCAAACACACCAUUCAACUUAGCAGCCACACAUUUUAUUUCUAUUUAAAUCAGUUGCAUUGUUGAGUAAAAGACAAUGAGAUAAUGCAAAAUCCAAAAUAUAUCAAAGAAACAAUUUUAAUUUAAGAUCUAAGAUCUAAUUUUUGUAAUAAAAGUUACACACACUUUGCAUAGCAGAGGACUAAUUAACACGAAUUAACAUUACUUGUUACUAACGAAUUAACAUGAUUGCAUAUUAUCUAUAAUGGAAAACACAUAGCUAAAAAUGGUAUUAGAUAUCAGCUCAUAUUUUCUGAAGAUUAAUCCCACUUGUAUUUUUUCAUAUAAUUAAAACCUUUGAAGGAAUUUAAAAUAAUUUAAAAUUCUUGCACUUUUUGAGCUUUUUGUUCCACCUGGAAAGACUGGGUUUUCACACAAAUAGAACCUUGCAUUGAAAUGAGCCUUGGCACUAUACAAAGGUACAAUAAAUAUCAAGCUGAAAUUUAUAUAGGAAUGUCAAAUGAACAAUUUUCUGUUAAAACAAUGAGUUAUAUCAAUGCACACCUACUUGGUUGGUUCUUCUCCUAAAUACUCCGCGGGGGAGUUUUAACAGGAGGCCAGAAAAACUGGGGCAAACCCCUUCUCUUAGCGAAAAGUGUUACUGGAUUCCUUUACGUGCAUUGCAUAACACAACACACGGGACCUACGGCUUUACGUCCCAUCUGAAGGACGAAGCAAUAAUGGUUAAGUGCCUUGCUUAAGGGCACAAGUGUCCAGACCCGGGCUUGAACCCACAUUCUGCUGCCUCUGAAACACCAGAGCAUGAGUCUGGUGCGGUGCUCUUAUCAGCUAGGCCAUGACACUCUACAAAUUAACUGAAGAUAUUUCCUGCUCUUCCUUAGCUUACCUGUACAUGAACAUUCUGCAAGUUUCCUCACAUCUGUGAAAUUAAAGACACGGCACUGCCAAUACCUACAUCUUAGAAACUAUUGUGAAGACUUACUUGCCAGGUUGGUGGAGGUUCGGCUGAAAGAAUGAAGUACAAAAGGUACUUUAUCCGAACAUUUUGGUUGUGGGAGAGUUUUUCUACUGACAUUUUAUCGGAAGUGCAUUCUAAGCAUUGCUCAACAGGAGAGUUUAUAAAAUUGUGUUCUCUUACAGAUUAUAGUAAGUUAAAUUUACAGAUUUAAUUGAAGUUAAGAAAGAUUUGUAACUGUAUGGUUGUAGUAAGAACUAGUGAAGGUUUGCGGUAACAACACGUAGAAAUCUCUUUGGGGAACGUGUGGUUGUGAAAAGAGAUUUCUACAUGGUGUCACCGCAAACUGUCACUAGUUUAUUGAAGUUGAAAUUCACAUGGUUAUAUGUGGUUAUGGUGGUUACAAUGGUUAUAUUAUUUUCCCAAAUAAAACAGUGCAGCUAUAAAG
This is a messenger RNA of Patiria miniata (bat star), 5483 nucleotides long. Its product is annotated as probable ATP-dependent RNA helicase DDX20. The record is from RefSeq and is a predicted model, not a curated record. Lineage: Eukaryota; Metazoa; Echinodermata; Asteroidea; Valvatida; Asterinidae. Gene Ontology annotation, cellular component: SMN complex. Bases 191 to 3355 code for a protein of 1054 amino acids. Gene Ontology annotation, biological process: spliceosomal snRNP assembly. Gene Ontology annotation, molecular function: RNA binding; RNA helicase activity; ATP binding. The transcript has 8 exons.